Cadophora gregata is the source of this 2055-nucleotide messenger RNA. RefSeq lists its product as uncharacterized. The record is from RefSeq and is a predicted model, not a curated record. The transcript has 5 exons. Lineage: Eukaryota; Fungi; Ascomycota; Leotiomycetes; Helotiales; Ploettnerulaceae. Bases 1 to 2055 code for a protein of 684 amino acids.
AUGGCAAAGAGACGCGCUAACAGAGAACUAGCCAAGGCUCGAAAGAAGGCCAGCUGCCAUGGAAUGGAAACAAAAGGGAAGAAUAUUAGAGCUUCGAGUGAAAGUGCUGCGCUUGCAAAACCUGAGUUGGCGCAUGGAGGAACGAGUACUGGCGCGAACUUAGUGCUUUGUAUUAAAGCUCGAAAUCGAGAAGAUGCUGACACCACUGGUGCUGUAGGAGCUGUUUCCGCUAGUAUUGAGAGUGAAAAGUGGUCAACCGAACCACUCAGACCGCCUCUCUGCCCAACUGAAAUGUGGGAUCUGGUCUUUGACAAACUUGAGCUCCAAGAUCUGAAAAACCUCAGACUCACAUGUCAAGGUAUAGAGUACUUUGUCUCUCCACGUUUCUUCUCCCCGGCCUCUAUAUUCCGCCCUCACCUGCCCUCCGUCUCGAUUUUCAAUGGAGUCACCGCAAGAUACGACAGUGCCAUGCUAGCUCGUGUCAAGAAGUUGCGAUUCUCAACUGGUAUUAUCGGAAUUCGCUCGAUUGCUGCCAAUCUUGGACUGGAUUACCAGAAGAUACACAAUGAUCUCCUUGUGGAUGAUGUUGUCAUGAGUGCAGCAUCUCAGGUGACAUUGGCUCGUUAUAAACAGGACUUGGAUGAUGCUCUCAAGGAAUAUAUCAAAUGGAAUAUAAAGUGGCACAAUAGAGAGAGUAAGGCGUAUCAAACCCCAAGUGCUUUGCAGAAAGUGCUCUUGAACGCUCCGAAGGGAUUGGAUACCAUUGAGAUCUGCCAGAAGGACUGCACCUUCAAGCAUCCGAUCCUCCUAGAUUGCUGGAUGCGCUAUCAUGAUUCCGAUUCAGAUCGCGUUGCCCUUGAAUUUGAUGACUUGCUCCGCGCUCUACACAACAGCAAAUUCAUAAUCAGAAACCUGUCUCAUGACGAACUCAGUCAAUCCUUCUUUCUCAUGGACCACAAAGAUCUCUCGCUCCUCGCUCGACCCCUUCAGCACCAUCUCACCACUCUCAGUCUCCUCUUUCCUGUUAAGAUGCAGACCUGCCCGCCUUAUUCUAAGUUUUGGAAUGGACUUGGUCACUUCCUGAAGAGCAUUCCGAGAGUAAAGGUUUUGAGAUUUGGGUUCGAAAGAGAUAUGACCUAUCAGGAGCCGCAGUGGAUGGCUUGUGAGACGCAUGCAAAGAGAGAUGCGGGGCCCUUUUAUGUUCCGCUAUGGAAGAUAUUUGGUGAUCAUACUUGGACCGAACUUGAGUCGUUGAGACUGGACGGCUUGAUGGUGUGUGAAAAAGGCUUAACCAAGUUGCUUAGCAGCCAAGCUGGAACUUUGAGAAAGCUCGAGCUUGUUGACAUUGCACUCUGGGACGGCAGCUUUAAAGCUUUGCUAACUUCAGUCAAGGACGUCUUGAGGCUGAAGGAGUUUCGAAUUUGGGGUGUCACACAGGCUUUGCACACCCAGUACGAUAAGUGGAUCCUGGCCCCAACGAAGCCUUUCGAUGAAGAUUCAAUGUUGUCUGAGCAACUUCGGGAGGCACUCGCUGCGAAGCGUUCGCAAGCCAGACUGCCUGUCAUGAGCAGCGUGGCUGUUACUGCGCGCCUUGAGGCUUUUGUGAUGGGUGGCAUCUGGUCGGAUUGGCCCAUGACUCCUUCUGAUACUAGUGUCGCACUGCCGAGACACCACCAGAAUUGCAUUCUUGCAUCGAGCCAAUCCAUACAAUCAACACAGGAUGGGAUGAGCGUGCCGGUGGACAGUACCUUAUCAGCCCCACCCACAGCAGUAAAGGCUUUAUCAACAUCGGCGAGGAGGCAACUGUCGACUUUUAUCGUGGUGAGGGGAUUGAACCACUAUGAGCACUUCCGUUUUUGGGCAUGCGAAGACGUCGGUUGUUGGAAUCCUCGGUAUAGCGAAGAUAACAGCGGUCGAAUUGGUUUGAAAGCCGCCCGUCUGAUGUUCGUUGAGCGUAUGAUGGCGCAGAUUCCACGGUAUGAUGAGAAGAACCUUCGUCGCUGUAUUGACGAGGGAGAAUGCAAGUGGCACUGGGAUUUGCCUGCGAGCACUUAA